This is a messenger RNA of Porites evermanni, 19293 nucleotides long. Lineage: Eukaryota; Metazoa; Cnidaria; Anthozoa; Scleractinia; Poritidae. The record is from the annotation of a GenBank genome assembly.
AUGACAGAAUCUCACAGGCAUAACGUGCAUUCAGAAUACACAAUCAGCGUGUACGACUUCGACAACAACUUACAUAGAGCAUUUCACAGCGUUCUCCGCUGUCCACCAGAACUUUGGCGAAACAUCCUGCAAUUCUGCGCGUCUCUCCAACUACAGGCGUUUCGAGUCAGGACUCUGCGAGGAAUACCCCGGAUAUUUGUCUUGCGUAGAGCAUUUUUCCUCUUCUGGACAUUAACUGUGAUACUGUUUGUGUACCUCAAGUGGUAUUUUCCUUUAUAUUUGACCAGCACCGUUAGUCGUAACAGUUUAGAGGAAUUUGGCAGAGACUGGUGUCGAGUGCGGAGGGUCGAAACGGAUUGGGAACUAGUCAGUAGCCCUUGCAGAGGAAUGACAAAGUUUAGCGUCAGUCUUCCAGGAUGGGGACUGGAAAAUAGGACGGACCCUGCUCAGAGUUAUAUUCCUAUUAUGGACAUUAAACCCGCAGGUGACUUUAGCAGGUUUAGUAUUCAGUCCCAGACAUCUAACGGCCAACCAAAGACAGUGGGAGGUGAUGACUGGCGAGUCUUUAUUUGGGGACCAACUGCGCUUGCUCCGACUGUGAUUGAUCACGAGAAUGGAACGUAUGAGGUGCUUUUCCUUAUCUUGGAGCCUGGGACCUACCAUGUAUCAGUUGUUCUUGAUUACUCGUUAUGUGACGGGAUGAGGAAUCCGCCAGAUUACUGGUUUAUGCUAGGUAUGUUGCCAUGGUGACCAAUCCAGGUUGACAGGUGUGAGUUGGAGGUCGUAGGAAAGGGUAGAAUUAGAGGAUAAGAACAGGAUUCUAGAAAACUGUCCACCUAUCCCUCCCCCAACCCAAACUUUUGCCCUAAGCAAGAAGUUAGUGUUGUUGUUGGCUUAGGGGAGGGUGGAGUGGGGAGUUUCCCAGAAUCUCAUACUUAUCCGAAUAAAAAAUAAAGGAAAACGUGUGACCAUGUAUGAGUUCCAAAUUCUUGAGGCGAGUUGAAAUCAUGGUAUGGGUAAGGUUUCUAAGCACUUACAACAACAGAAAGAUGAAAACUGUACUAAUCGAACUAAGUAUAAUUCUUUACUCUUCACACCCAUUCUUUUAUGUCUAUUCUGUGUCCACGCACAUCAUCCACGUUAAUCAGUUUACUAUACCUGAGCCACUGUCCUUACGGAGCCCUUGAUUUUUAUCAUGGGUUGAAAAAAUCCAGCAGAAAGAUUGCCACAACUGUUUUAGGCAUUGAACUCCUUCUUUUAAUUUCUUAGGAAAUAUCCAUGGCAACGGGCAGCCGCAUGGAAUUCUAUGGGAACCUUAUGUCUACUUGCAAACACCUCUGUGGGAAGGGAUACCGCUGACCAUAACGGUACCACCACCGUCAGGACCCACAAGAUACGAAGGUGAGAUUAGGUACCAGGGCAAUCACAAUAUAUGUUAAAUUAGAUGGAAUUUUGGCAAACACUGGUCUCAUAAAUUGCUCAAUACGUGGUGUAAACCUCUUAACACAUUCUUUAGUGGAACAUGUCUCUUGCAUGCGCUUUAAACACUGAAAUAUAUUGACAUUUUCCUGACAAAAUUUCUCUUCAGAAUUUCUGAGUUACGGGUUUGGAAUUCCUUCGUCAUGUAACCGAAACUGUAAACUAUUAUGGGAUAGCUUUGGGCGCUGGAUCAAUGGGACAUGGAAACCACAGGUGGCAGGUGAUAAACUCAAUACUCAUCACAUCAGGCUCUGUCAUGGUGUUCAAAAGCCUUAGUUGAAAUACAGUGGAAACCCGUUAAUACGGUCACCAAUGGGUCAAAAAAAUGGGCCGUAUUAAAGUGGGAUGGCCGUAUUAUCGAGGCAGGCUCAAAUUCCACGACUUGAGAACCGUAAUCGCAAAGUACACCGUACAUCGCAUUUGCAUUCUUGAACAACUGUUCGCAUUAAUGAACAAGCGGAGUGAAGAUAUCUCGUACAGUAAUUGAAAAGACUACUUAAAAAUUUCCUUUAGUAAAAUAAAACACUUUCAAAACUUAGCUAUAAAAUCGCAACAAGUGCACUUUAUGUGUUCUGUAGUCUAAAAACAGUAAAAAAAUAGGCUCAGAGUACUAGGUCAAUAAAAUUGGCAUGUCACGGGCAUUUUAAUUUUCUAAAUUUCGAACAAGUGGCCGUAUUAACUGGGUCAAAUUGAAAGAGAUUCUACUGUUUGGGAUUUUAAAAUGUGGCCGUUGGUCGUAUUAACGGUUUUUUUUAUAAGGAAAUGUAUGACCGUUUUGCCGGGUCGAAAAGGAGUGGCCGUUAUAACGGAGUGACCGUAUUACCGAGGUGGCUGUAAGGCGGGGUUCAACUGUAUGCCGAGAUAAACGUUUUCAAACCUUCCUCUUCGCUGGAUAGAAGACGUGCCUACAAGCCUGAAGUUCCUAGUUAGGUUGAUUCUUAAGUAUGAAGAAGCCUUGUCCACUACUAUAAUAGCCUUACAUUUCUUUAAUUCUUUUAGACAAGACUAAGAGCGGAGCUUUCGCUUAAGACUGACCGUUUAAUUAUGUACAACAAUGAACUACUAACUAAUUCCAAAAAAGUUAUAUACCUACUGAACCUUAACCUUACCUUCUAUAUUACGCUUAUGUGCAUAACUUUAAUUAUAAGGCCAUAGCCCCCAGGACUAAUCAGUUUCAAGAUGUGGUGGGUUUUUCUUCUAAGCAAUAUAUCCAUUCCUUUGACUACAUCAUAAUCCAAAACUAUAUCAUAAUAGGCUCGUACAGUUUUCAUUGCAUGCGUCUUUUUUCUCUCUCAAUGUAAAAAGAAAUGCUUAAAAUGCAUUCACAUUUAUACCCUCAAAUCCUUGUUCUUUUUUUUCGCAGGAUUAUGGCGGGAAACUUCGCCAAGGCAUCGAAAGGGAAUUCUAUGGAUUUAUGGGGAUUCAAACGCAGGGAGAUUUUAUCGCUCUAUCCGCAAGACGCCUCUUUGCAAAACAGUUUUUAGAGGCUGUACCUUUUCUUACAACUGGAUUUAUCCAAUUAAAAACGCUACCGUAGAAAUGAACCAAAGAAACUUUCUUCCUAUCAAUAUAACCCGAGCCUUAAAAGCUAUCGCAAAUGUCAUUCACUCUUCUCACAUGAACGACAAAAACAGCGUUAUUCUUCUCAAUCAUGGCCUACAUUUUAUAACUUCGACAAACUUUUCAACCUAUCGUGUAGUAAUCGAUAGGAUCGUCGAUUUGUUUAAAGAGACAAAGAAAAGUGAUCAAGGUGAAGAAGAACUAAAAUUCAAGGGGAAAAUGAUCUGGAAGACAAACGCGGCCAUACACCGAGAAAGACUGAGACUCCCGCAUCACCACAAAAGGAGGUUUUUAACGCGACAGGUAUUGCUGACUUUUUGUGACCAGCAUCAAAUUUCUCCCUGUAAUAUCAAUGCUUUGUAAACAGAGUGGUCAUGAGAAUUACGCAAAUGAUCACACCAGAUGAAUUUUCCUGAUAUUUAUCAACUUCUCCGCAAUACUUUUGUAGGAAAUGAAUAGGGGCAACAAAUGAGAAUUCAAAUUUUGAUCUUAAGGUUUAAAGGGCUAACAUAGGAACAAUACGGGCUUUUCACUGACUCAACCAAAAAAAAAGUACGCAAAUGAGAAAAGCAAAACUAAUUGUCACCGGUGAAAUUAUGAUUGAAUAUAUACCUCUGAGGAUACGAAUCGUUCGGGGUAGGAUAUCUUUUUUGACGGCUUUAGCUGUUUUUUUUUUAAAGUCGUUUAUUAGAAGAUAAAAGCCGCAUUUAUAUAUUUUAUCAACUAAUUGUUUUUCAGUCUUGUCAGUCUUGAAGCUGAUUUUGAGAAAAAACAAACGAACAAAAACUGACACAAAAACAAAACAAAACAAAACAAUAAAAUUACUUAAGCUUCUUAGACCACUAAAAUUGUAUGAAAAACCUGUAAGACAUUAUUCAAUACUUUUUGUCAAACAUUGAGGUUGCACUGAAUAAUUCUGUGUCAUCUGUUUUUUUGCAGCGAGUGCAGCUAUACAAUUCUUACGCAGCCUGGGCCAUGUGUAGAGCAGGUUUUGAGGUGUUAGAUGUUUACCCACUUAGCGCGUCCUUUCCGAAUGGUACAGACAGCAGUUACGAUCCGUACGACAGUGUGCAUUACAAAGACAGCGUGUUUAAGCCAGCGGAGGAAAUUCUUCUGGAGUAUUUUAAGCCUUGGAUUGACGAACACAAUGACGAAAGAAAACAUCCUCGUCACUAGGGCACCUCAUGUGCAUGCGCUUACUGCGAGCGCAAAUUAUACGUAGCGGAACCCGGAAAUCAACCGUUUGAGUAAACAGAAAGAGAUUACUUUGGUGAUAUUUGGGGUCGUAUAUACCAGUCGAAAGGAUACUCAUUUCGCAAUAAAAGUUUAAAAUGGAUCGCUAAGGAUGCUAGGGAAGAAUUACCUUCUGACCAAAUCAGUCAGUUUUCGUCAUCAAACCAGAGGGCUGGGUCGUAUGGGGAUAGACAAGAGUUUGAAGUCGAGAAUGAAACCGGUCAAGUCACUUGCGAUGAAAUUGAACUUAAACAUGCGCAGAAUAAAAGGUACCAAAAGCAUCGUGUUAGAGUAUCAAGACCAAUCAGGUUACUAUUGAGAUUGGUAUUAAAGAUACUGGGUCCGUUUUAUUAUUGAUCGUACCCUCUCUAACGCGUCCUGUUAUAAGAAGUCGGGUUAGGUUGCCUAGAAUCAUAAAUUGAUCCAAAAGAUGAAGGGCUAGGUUAGUGUCAUCUAGGUUAGUGUUAUCGGGCUCGUUGGACACUAAAGUUUCGGGGGUAUUAAAAUGCAAAAAGACUUUUUUAGCGGGGACUAGCUGUAGCCUUUUCACAAAGACAACUUCUUCUAGACCGACUGGUUAUUUAUUACUCAGCAGUGUAAUAUCCUUUUAGCUUCUUGUUCUUACAAUUCUCUCUGGUAAAUAAAUGCUACACCCAUUUUUGUAUCAGCCAGAUUAGUUCAAACUAAUGCUGACGCAAGUCUUCUCUGAUUGGUUUAAUCAGGCUCAUUAGCAUGAAACCUUCAAGAUGAUUACUUUGUCAAAAUGGUUUUUCUAACUAAGUUUUCACUAUUAAGCCUAAGUCAACUGGCCAAUACAAGACAAGGGAAGCAAUAUAAAAAGUACAAGGUACGUAGCUGUAUACAGACUUUUCAUGUUAACUGAUAGGAAAGUACUAAGAUUAUAGUUUGAAAAUCCUGGCUUGUUGUCGACUUCGGAGAGCUGUGAAGCUUCUUCUCGGAAAGUGAUUGGUCAGAACGUUUCCAUAAAUUAACUACGGACAUGACUGGAAACUAAGAGGACAAAUUAAAAAUGCAGUUCGCUGUAGAGAGCAGAAAUUACCACAACAGAUGUUUACUUACACCAACACCUGUGCAUUGAGAGAUAUUCCAUACCAUUAUUAUUUUAAGUUGCAAGUAGAAACCAUCAGCUAUAUGAAUUCGAUGGAAAACACGGUAAAUAAGCCAAAAAUUAACCAAAAUAAGGAUAGAGGUCAUUUCCUGGAAAUGUAGACGAGGAGUCAAGUUAAGGUUGAAUCUGAUCAAACAAUGCGAUAUUUUUAAAUGCAAACAAGCCUUUUUUGGGAACCUUAAUUAAAUAUUGUUUUACGAGAAGAGGGUUGUAGUGGAAGUGUACUAAAAAAGAACAUAUUUGUUUAAGAACGAAUUCAUGAAAGGAGAAGGUUUAUGUUGAUGACUAUUUUAAACGUCGAACUCUGGUUUGCACGUGACGUCACGGCGGCCAUGUUGGAUGACCAGAACAAAAGCAUUUCUCUCCUCUGGGAACUUAAACUCUAUUUUCAUGCAAAUUCUUAAAGGAAAACUUGUCAUCCAACAUGGCCGCCUUGUCAGGUGGUUGCAAACCAAGAAUUCUAAACAACUGAUAAGUGAAUAUUCGUGAUACCUGACAUUACAUCCCGUUAAAAUAUCCCUUAGUUAACUUAUCGUACUGUAACCACUUAAGAACAUCCUCUUAAUUUUAAGCAUAAAUCAAACUGCGUAAGGGUAAACUAGAUCAUUGCUUACAUUUUUAUUGUUUAACAAAGAUACCGGGUCCAUUUUACCCUUCCUACUAAACGGGUCCUGUUAUAAGAAGUCCGGCUCGUUUGCCCAGAAACAUAAAUGGCGUAGCGCGCGAAUAACGUCAAACUCACUAAUAUUCAAUUUUUGUCUGAGUUUUGUCAUUGUUCUCAUUUUAAUGUAAAAAGACAGACAGACAUGAAAUUCCAAAGAAAAAAAGUCAGAAAAAAGUGAGGAAUUUCGCUAAUGUUAAUUUCAGGUUGUCUGUCUGAAUUUCGGGUCUAUAAAUAGUUACUGCGCGCAGCGCUAUUGAUCCCCGUAACGCGACACCGACUCUCAUUUGCUUUCCUCACUCGUUUGACCGUUUAAAAGUUCUACGCUUCAGAUUUACGGUGUGAUUAGGACUUCGACUCCGUCCCUGGUGAAAAUCGCCCCUUAGAGGAAGAAUUGUUUUACUCGGAAGACAGACUCGGAAGGUAUUGUUCUGUCCCUUGCUUUUGCCCCUCACAUUUACAGUGUUCGUUCAUAUUCAAAAUGCGGGUCGUGUAAGUCAUGUGUAUUAUGUUUCGAGACAAAUCGAUUACAGGUUUUUUUAAGUUCACAUUUCGCGAUGGCAUUAGUUUUUAUCUCCAUAAAAAGUUAUUUAUGUAUAGCACGAAACUUUACGCGAACUACGUGAACUGUGAACUUUCAAAGGUUUAUCAUGUUUAUCGAAACUCGCUGAUGCUGACAUCAAUAAUUCUAAGCGGUACUGUAAAAUUUGUAUCUAUUCGGCCAUCCUAGGGAAACUUGAGUGUUUUCGAAAUUACAAGGGCUUGAGUAUUAUUUUCCCGAAAUUUUAGGUGAAAUUUGUAUAGGUAAUAGCAUGAUUUGUAGUGAUAUUUUGCAUAAAUAGUACAAGUGAUAUUUCGGAAAAUUUGGGACAAUUUCGAAAUAUCACGAGUGGUAUUUAUGCCAAAUAUUACGUACAAAUCAUGCUAUUAUUUGUUUAUACUACUACCCGCAAAGGUUUCGUAAUUUUCGCAUUUAGGUCCCGCCCCAUUUCAAAUUAAGCUGAAAUACCACUGCACUGCUCUGCAGAAAUUUCUCAUGACUUAUUACGACAGUGAGACAUUUCCUAAUUCCUCUCUACAUCACAUUUUGAAUCCGAAAAUUUGGGGUUUCCUUUUUCUACGAAAAAUAGCCUUAGUUGGGAAGUAAAAUGCGAAAAUUAAACUUCAGAAAAUCGUAGGGAAUUUAUAAGUGAAGCUUCGAAAAUUGUACAUGAAACGGUCAUCUAGAAAUUUUUAGUCUUCCUCAAGGAAUAAAAAAUUAUAGGCAAUAUUUGCUUCUCCGAACAGACAUUUUAUUGAAAACAGUCGUUGAGUACCCCUGAAUGGGCAAACACACGGAAUUGAUCGGCUCUCUUCUCUCGCUGAUAUUUUCUCCUAUUUAACCCUGUUUUUUGCCUUUUUCCCUCACUGCGGAGCCUGGUGCCAGGCUGGGAGAAGCAUAACAAACUAGACUCGAUUUUAACCGGCGCUCCCAUAUGAACCUCCAAGCGGGUAAGGAUAAAAUAUUGGGUAGGUUAUGGUGUAGGCCAUGAUGUAGCGUGGUCAAUUUUUCAAAACAAAAAUCAAGAAUUUAAUAACUUUUUAGUAAUAUUUAUGCUACCGUUUUAGCUUUAUGCUAUCGUCGGCAUAAGAAUGAAUGAUGGUAAGAUUGUUCUCGGUCUGAUAGUUCUUAGGGCUUUUUAAAAAGGUGAAAUAGGAUAUUAUGCUCUGUUAUUUUAAAGAUGUAAGGUAUUUGCAUUCGUGAGGCCCGAGUGGCCUUUCAAAAAUCAUAUUACCGGAAAAAUGCUCUGUUUCACUUUUACUAUGAAAAUAUUCAAUUAAAAUGUCACAAAUUUCCAUAUAUUCAAACACUGGUAUUUUUAAAACUUUAACUUUAAUAUGGUAAUUUCGUUACGACAUCUCUGUGUUUAAUCUUUGCCAGAAAUUACUGCACAAUAGUCCCAGAACCGUAUCUGAAGACGCUUUAACUUUGCCUAUGGCCUCUGAAUCAACCUUACGUGCUAUAGUGCACGUGCAAUUUACCUGGAAGGGAAGGGGGGGGGGGGUACUUGGGUAAAUUUUUCCUGGGUAUGUGCCGCUGUCCUCUCAGAGCCCCUACCCCAUUAUAGUCUAUUCUGUGGCCAAUUAUAGACCCCAUCUUAGUCACUUUUGGGUAAAUAUGUAAUUUUCGAGAUCCCAACUUAGUCACUUUCUAUUUUUAUGAACUGACUCAUUUUUUAAAACUGAAAACAGUACAAACAUUCUGGUACGUUUGCUACCCGUAAAUAUGAAGAACAGCCUUACCUCAAAGGAACAGAAUCUAAUGGGAUAAAAUUUUUUCCGCGAUUUGCGAUAUUUAAUCCUGAAUUAGCGAUAAUCGGCUUUCCAGGAACCUGGGCCUGGUUACUAGUACAGAUUAUAAUGCUCAACAAAUAAAAAGCGACAGGAGACCCAUUUGUUACUGAGUUUAACUUGCUUUCAAAUCUUUAGGUACCAUGAUAGUUUAUGCAGUAGCAGGUGUUAUUGCAUUUGUGGCCAUAUUAUGCAUCAUAUUGCCUGAGAAGAAAAAGAGGUUUCCAAAGGAGUAUCUCCAUGAUAAUGGACGCCCCUUAGGUUUUUUGGAAGACACUUUGCGACGCUUUCAUGAUGAGAAUGGUUUUUUGAUUCUUGCUAAUGCUCUGGUUUUGCGAACCAAGAAACCACUGCAAGAACCUGUAGUGAAGAAAGCCUUGGAGCUUCUGGCAGAGAGACAUCCUAUGCUGCGCAUGUGCAUUAGAAAGAACAACGAUAGUGAUUAUUGUUUUCAGAAAAGACACAAUGUUCUCGUGGAUCUGCGUCAACUUGACACCUCAAACUGGCGCAACGUUAUGGAGGAGAAUUUCUUGGAGAAAUUUGAUGUGGAAAAUGGUCCUCUUUGGAGGUUAACAUUCCUUCCCAAUGCAAGAUAUGAGACAGAAACAGGAAGUGACGUUAACGAUCCAUCUUUUCCUCAUGAGUGCAUUUGCAUUUUUUGCUUUCACCACAGCAUAAUAGAUGGCACAUCUUAUACAAGACUUUUUGCGGAAUUUGUUCACCAUCUGAAUAAACUGAACAAGAAAGAGGAGCCUAAAGUAACAACAAUGCCCAUGUUGCCACCUUGUGAUGUAUAUGUGGAUGAAGUAAUUCAGACAAAAUGGUACCAUAUCGCAAUGAAAUUAGCUGUGAAACUAUUGUGCUUCAUACCGGGCCUCACAAAAUUUAUUACAAUUGCAAUGGAAGAAAAAGAAAAUGCUUUUAGUAGAAAAUAUGGCAUGGAGAUCCAAAGAAAUCCUCAGAUUCAACCAAGAACCAAGAUUAUUCCCAUCGAGUUUACAAAGGAAGAAACGACAACUUUUCUGAAGCGUUGCAAAGAGUGGCAGACCACGGUGCAGGGAGCCGUUCAAACGGCAGCAAGUGUAGCAAUGGUAGAUAUGAUGGAGGAACGCGAGUUUGAAGUGGAGGCUACAGUUACAGUUAAUAGCAGACCAUUCUUCAAAACCAAAGUUCCGAAUGAGUACAUUGGACCAUACUUUUGUCGUCUCUCUUGUAGAAACAAAAUUCUUUCUUCCCCAAAUCCUGAACAGUUCUGGAAAAUAGCUAAGGUCACUUCCGAAGAUAUCCAUGCUAGGCUCAAGUUAAACAAACACCUGGAAGGUAUGAAAAUGUCUUUUAUCAUGCGACCAGUAUUUACUCAGAUGUCAAGAGAGGGCGAAAGUGAUCGAGGUGGUCGGGAUCGCACAUCUCUGUUGGUCUUCUCAAACCUUGGCUACUGCAAAUUUCUUGAUGGAACUCCAGAUGAUGACGUCAUCCUUAGAGCAAUGUACGGCUGCUCUGCAGAACACCAACAAGGACCCGCCAUCUUUGGCAACAACAUGGCCACAUUCAACGGAAAACUUUUUUGGACGGUUGUGUAUUAUAGCAACCUUGUAAGUGAUGCCACCGCCCAGAAAUAUGCUGUUUUAGUCAAAGAAACUAUCCUUAAGGCAAUCAAGAACCGCUAAAUGUGGCCCAAGGCUCGGCGACUUAGCUGCAAAAGGUUGCAAAAAUACUUGAGACACUUUACCUUGCUCGGCUUUUGUGGUCUUUCUAUGAUCUUGUCUUUGUGACCCUCAUCCUUCCCUUGUGAAAAUUGCUAGCAAAUACAAGAGCGAACUGUAGUGUUUUCGUGUUUAAUUAACAAAAACUUGAUCACGUGACUAACCAUUGCAAAAGGCCUAUUAAGAAUGAACAUGACGAGCUUUUUGCCGCUCAAAACCUGUUAUUAUGCAAAUUAGCUGAGGGUACAUUAAUGUUCCCUCAGUUAAUUUGCAUUAAAACCCAUUUAAUACGAUAACAAGCUUUUUGGGUUGAAUAAUAUUUGAAUUCGAUUGAAAUCGUGGUCUUUUCGGCGCCCAGUCUAGAGGCCCGAACUUGAUAUUCGUCGUAUCGCCAAAAUAUUUAUUCAGUGAAACUAAAAUUUAUAUUUUCAUUACUAGAAUACCUAGGGUAGUCUACAGAAUGUUUGGGGGAUGUUUCAAAAAUAUUACAUUUUCCACCUCUUGUUGAUAUUUACAGACAUCCGCUCAGUAAAGUAGUAUAGAACUUUUACCUCAAUUUGAAAAAUUUAACCACUUGCAAGUUUAACGGUUUUAUAAGUCAUAGGUGUAAAUGUUAAAUGUAGCAGGAAGUUAACUGUAGUUGUCAAGUAUCCACUACCCAGGAUACUACAGCAUUCAGGGCCGUAGUUAGGUUUUUUGUAACGGGGGGCGGGGGGCAUUAUUGCGAGUGCCCAAGGCUGGUGAAAGCCUUGUACGGGGGACUGGUGGUAUCCUCCCCCAGAAAAUGUUUAAAUUUGGAGGCGCCGCGACGCUAUUUUCAGCACUUUUCACGAAAUAUGUCUUCGAAACAUCGACCUCGAAUAAGUGUAAAAAGGCAGGUGUUUUCAGUGCUUACAAGUGAUUAUAUCCGAGGUCCUGUUAAUUAAUUUAAAACACACCGUACAUCCAAGCACUUGUACACUCACUAAACAUUUCAAAAUACUGCAUGAUGUUUGGCUAACUAACCUAUAAAAGAUGUGUCAAGUUUGAUUUUCUUUCAUAAAUAUCCUUUGGCUUUAGCAUGUAGUUGGUUCCACGAUGAAAUGCGACGCCGCUGAGACCUUCUUUUGUCAUUGAAGAACCUGCCCAUAGCUUCAGACGACGGAGAGUAGAGAAGAAGGAUCUUUCACAAGAAACACUACCAACUGGAGUGGUGAGGAAAAUCGUAAUAGGGGGUUUUGCUUUCGUUUGCUUAAUUACUACUUGCACAGACCGUGGAUCAACCAAUUUCUCGGCCAUGAAAAUGGCAAACAAUUGCAAGUCACUACAAUAAAAAAAAAACAAAUCCAUCCACAAACUUGAUUUGUCUGGCUCAACAGGUCCAGUGGGGACAGCCGCUUAUUUCUUUUUUGAGAAAUAUGGCUCGUUCUGACUAUCCCUUGAUUUGGAAUUCGAUGUUUGUUUAUGGAGUGGAAUUUUCGUCUGUUAUAAGAGGUCAUCAUGUUUACGAAGCGUCAUGGUCCGCAGAGAGUCUCUGGCAUGCAGGAAAGAUGACCGUGAAGAAUUAGAUAAAGAAUACAAUGAAUACGCAAUUGGGACUUACCUUGAAGCCCGGCCUUAAAGCUGAUAACAAAUAUGUUGAGCAUGUGCCAAUGGGACUUUCAUUCUUUAUAUUUCCUACAUUCAUCUUCUUAAAGCUCGCCAAAGUGCCAGUCAAGGUGACUGGAUCAAGGAGACUGGAAAACGGACUUGUUGUCUCUGGAUCCUUCCUCACCAGAACGACCAGCCGAGUCAUGAUCCGCGCCACAAAAUUUGAAGAAAAGAUCGUUCGUUUGAAGAGUUUAUGCGUUCACAUGGACAUAAAAAAGCGCAAAAGGGAAAAGGGAGAGGAAGUCCCUUUCCUUCUCUCCACAAUCUCCUCUCCCUUUUCCUUCCCCACCCCCCUCCUUUUCGACGCGAUGCCUUUCACGGAGGUUGGAAGAGGUUUGCAUGAAAGAGAGCAGCACCUGUUAACGCCUUGUCAAUUUCUAAAAGUCUUCUUUUCAUCAAAAUAAAACUGAAAAGUUGUAUAUACUAAAAUGGUUUGGACGACGGUACACAGUUAAGGUAAUAGACGAGGGAAGCCGUCUAUGAAACCAACGGGGAUAUAUAUAGAAAGAUCCUGGAAUAAAUCGCGCACACUGCGAUUCUCGAAGGCGGUCGAUUUAACAAACCUCGCAUAAACACCCGCUAUCACAAAAUACCAACUAAAUAUACAUAAACUGCUGGUAAAUGUUGACAGUAAUGCCAAAAGGGUAAAGGUUCAGGUAAAACAACCAUAUUGUACGUCGAUAACCCGUGACACUCAUUCGUGAUCAAUUGAUUAAUUUGAGGCCGACCUUGCACUCAUUUUACACCCCUUCUUAGCUCUCCAUCUGUGCUCCGUUUUAAGGGUGUAUUAAAGUUAGUUAAAGCUACCACAACAGUUAUAACAAAAACCAUUGGCAAGUAAAAAUUACGGAACGGAACCAAGACAUUUUUUGAAUUUCAGUGAUGAAAACCCUUUGAUUUGCCACUCCUGAUGCUGGAAACUGUGUCAUCAUCGCUACAUUAGGCAAAUUAUGAUUUCAAGAUUCCUGAGCUGUGGGAUAGAAUAUGUGCAUUUUCGGAUAUUUUGUAGGUAAUUACAGGAAAGGGAAACUGAAAGUUAUCUAACAAUCAGUUGAUGCUUUGGUCAGUUUUACCGCUGUACUAUUAGAUAAAUGUACGUGUCUUUUUCUAGAUAUCCUUUAGAAAGCUUCCGCUACCUUUGAGCUUUUCACAAUUCGCAGUUUAUCGGAGGAUAAGCAAAUAUUGUAUCGAAAUGAUAAAACGUAUUAAAAGUCUUUUAUGAUAUAUAAAAAGGGUUUUAGCGGAGCUCCACGCGCGCGAAGCGCGCGCGUGGGCGGAGCCCCAUAGCUAAGAAAAUCUACCCUUCCCAGAAAAUUUGGUAAUCACGUGACCGACCGACCGACCGACCGACCGUCCGUCCGCACCACAGGACAACCAAUGUUUACUCUCACACUUUCUAGCUACUUUGGGAGCCCAGGAGAAAGCUGAUUGCACAUCAAUGUUGUCAUCAACUGACAGCUGUCAAAACAGGGUAUCCGCUGACCAUUAUCACCUGACCGAAUCGCGGGCUCAGGUGUCGACCCAUCGAGGUCGAGUAUUUUUUGAAGUUAUCCGCUGACAAUUUUCUCGUUUUCAAUUGAUCGCAGGCUCACGUUUACUUUUGUUUUAAAUUCAUAUCAAAUAUGUUGUGUUUAUGUCAGUAUCGCCCCGCACUAUUACGAUUUUGAUUUCAAACUGACUUCAGACGCAAAAGUUCAGCCAGUGUUUUUAAAAUACAGGGGCCGGUUGCUCGAAGCCUGGUUAGCGCUAACCGUUGGUUAAGAGGUAUCAAAAUGUAUAGGUUUCCAUGGUAUUUAACGCUGGUUAGCACUAACCAUGCUUCGAGCAACCCUGGCCAGGCGGAGAAGACCUUUUCUUACCAUGGGCACGUGUUGGUCACGCUCCACGUCCAAUUUUUAUGCUCUGAUUGGUUAAAAUUUGACAGGUGAGUUCAUGCGUAAAAUUUAUGCAGCAUCUUGAAAGUUGUUUACUUUGACAGCUGAAGCUGACAGAGUUUUGAGUCAACUUGUGAUGUUUUUAACUGUCUUUUUUCACUGGAUGUACAAAAUGAAAUACAGCUGUUAUCAAGAGUGUUGUCUCAUUCAUGGCUGGUUCGUUUUUUGGGUUUUUGGUUGAAAAAUGGGUCGCUUGUCAAAGCCGAUAAUCCGAUUUCGGAUGGCAUCGUUUUUGUUUUUCACCUAGCUGGAUGCGUACGAGAAUUACAAAGGCUCAAGCGAUCCUUGCCUUACUUGAUAGCUUUCAGGAGCUGCAUCUCGAAAUAUGGUAAGCCUGAGUAAUUAUUGUAUUUAAAUCUAAUUUCAUGAAGUCCAGCUGCGCAGUUUAUGAAUGCAAUAUAUAUUGAAUGAAUGCAAUUUGUCUUGAAAAAUUGUGAAAUACUGCAUUUUGUACGAGGUCUGUAUGAUAAAAACAGCGCCUCAUAGUACUCUUUCUCCUCAGACGUGGUGUAUAAAAAAAAGAUUGGUUUGCACGCACCCAGAUUUAUUGGCAAGAAUUUGUAAACUUGUCGAACGCAAAAAAAUCGCUCUGAUUUGUUUUCCAAGAAUUUGUUUUGCACGCCUUAUCUACUGUGAUCAAGAGCCAUCAUUGCUCUUAAAUGUGACCGAAGACUAUUUUUUGGGUGUACAUAUAAGGCUAUAUCAACUCGAUACAAAAUUUGUUUCACUCCAAAAUCACUUAGCUUUUCCCUCAAAAGUCACAUGAAUGUGCCCUUGCGUUAACUGAUUUGUGGAAUACAAAAUUAUUGUUUGAUUUAAGUUAUAAAUUUAUCAAUGGGAGCUUCGCUUUUAGCUGUGGCUAAAUAUAUAUAUUAUAUUAUACAUUGAGACGGAAAUCUACUUAUAGAGCGUUUACACAUGACGUCACGGUGGCUAUAUUGGUAUUCCAAAACAAUAAAACGGCGGCCAUGUUGGUAUUCCAAACCAGUCCUGUGGGAGUUGAACUCUUCUCUUAUGUAAACACUUUCUUUUGUUUCCAUAAAUUUGCAUAGAUGCUGGUCACGUGAGUGAAAACGCCCUAUACAGCGAAAAAAAUACUUUGUUAAAACAGAACCGAAGCCUUUGCAAAGAUGAAUUGCACACGCGAAUAUGACAACACUCAUGUCAAUGUGAAAGGUUUGAACCCAACAGUCAUUUCAAAAGUAGGUUGAGUUUGAUAGUCCGGGUGAACGUAGUCCUGAAUAGGACUGUUGUUGUUGACAGUGACUGACAUUUCGACAACCUGUGCGUUGGUCAUCUUCAGAGUCAAAGUGACUUGUAUCACGUCAGUUGAUGGUGUUAUACUCUGGUUAUUGAUCUUGUUGGUCAAUUACGUCACUUAUGUCCAUGUACUUCACAGGUUAAGUAAACAUUUCCUUACUUUCGAUGUCGCUUGACUUACCAAAAGUGAUGUGAUGCGCCGAAAUAUCACACUAGCAUCAUUUGCUUUUGUAUGGUUCUUUCUUUCUGGAACUUGGCGAAACUCACGUACCGCUAGGGCCUUUGAUUGGACGGAUCAAUUUUCUCGCAUGUGGAAAACAUCGUUCGCGAUUUUGAUUGGCGGCAUCCUUUUUUGUUCGUGUGAAAAACAUCUUCCGCUCCUCUGACUGGCUAGAACUUAUUUGGAUAUGAAACUUUACGACAUAGCUCGUCUAUGUGUAUAUUUCUAGUAACUCUAAUAGACUUAAAACUCGUAGCCGUUGCAAGUUUUUCCUUUCCCAAUACAUAUAAUAAACAGUUUUUCCACCUUGAAAAAUGGUUACACGCGUGAGACCUUUUUAAAGAAUUUAUUUGAAAUGAUAAUUAACCUUACAAGUCCCAAAUGGCUUGCUCAGAGGUGUAUUGACUGUUUUCGAAUUCCCCACUCUGUCUGCCCCCCAAAUUUUGCAUAACUUAUUGUCUUAAAAUGCUCUUGGGAAAAUGCAAUACUCCCAGGAGCAUUUAAAACAAUGGUUUAUGCAAAAUUUGGGGGGCAAACAGAGUGUAUUAUGGGGAAUUCGAAAAUAGUCAAUGAUCCUGUUUACAUGGAGUGGGGGACCCCGGUCUAGUGGGGUAAGUUUCUUUUGUUUUGUGUCCCCCAGAGCGUGAAAACAAAAGAAACCAACCCCACUAGACCGGGGUCCCCCACUCCAUGUAAACAGGUCCUUAGUCGCAAACAACCUUCGUUCUUGCUACAUAAGCACGUGCAGUAAUAAAUUUCCAUCAUAAACUAUUAUUCAAAUCAAAACGUUGCUUCGCGCCACAUUCAAAAAUGGUAACUUCGGUGUUGCAAGCUGGAGAAGGUUGCUCACGUAGGAGAAAGAAGAGGCUGUCACAUAAACGGGCUAUUUGUCUUUCUCAGCUUCGCUACAAGAAAACUAACUAUGAAAGCAGUCUGGGAUGUUAAAACCAGCGCCUGAGGUAAAUUUAUAUUGAAAUUAUUUGUUUAAAAGUUUACGGCAGUUCCCUUGAAUUUGUUGGUUGUAUUCUGACCAGUCCAACUUAAGCUUAAAUUAGGAUACUUCGUUUUCGAAUGUUCUGGCUUUAAAAUAAUUUGGUAUCAGAGGUAAAAUACUGAGUAGAAGCGAAGCCAAAUGCUCACUGAAAAAUUUAUAGUUCGUUCGUAGUUUUAGCUCGUCAUGCUGGUCGUGCACGUGGCCAAAAGGAAAUUUAUUUCUGAAAGAAAUAAAUGGUUUUAUGCUUAAUGUGACUGAUUAAUGUGUCAUUUCUCCAGUUACUGGGGAGGGGGCGUUCCUGUCAUCCAUGUCAUGACAUGAAAGCGAGGCACAAGACCUCUCUGCUCACUGCAACAAGAAAGUAGGAAAACAUUUUUCCCUCCCUUCCCUCCCGUUUUGCUCCACUUCCAUCUCCCGGAUGGCGGGUGUGCCCUCACCUUUGCUGGGAUAAAUCUUCUUGUGUAUCUGGACUUUCCUUAAUAUAUAUGCUAUAUAUAUAUAUAUGCUUAAAUGAAUGCUGGUCGUGCACGUGGCCAAAAUAAAGGCAAAGCUCGGUGGAACCUGUGGUGGAGACAUCAAUGUUCAGAUCAAGUCCACACAGCAAAUCCUAUCUUGUUCUUCAUCCAAAUUCAUUUUGAUGACACAGCGAGGAAUUCACAAGAACGACAAAUUUGAUUCAUUUUUCUUUCCCUGCUUUACAAUCGUCCCCCGACAACGAGNAAUAUAUAUGCUAUAUAUAUAUAUAUGCUUAAAUGAAUGCUGGUCGUGCACGUGGCCAAAAUAAAGGCAAAGCUCGGUGGAACCUGUGGUGGAGACAUCAAUGUUCAGAUCAAGUCCACACAGCAAAUCCUAUCUUGUUCUUCAUCCAAAUUCAUUUUGAUGACACAGCGAGGAAUUCACAAGAACGACAAAUUUGAUUCAUUUUUCUUUCCCUGCUUUACAAUCGUCCCCCGACAACGAGAUUUUGACAAAGUUAAUAACCUCGCCGGCAAAAUGACAAAUUAAAAACCACCGUACUGGACCUUUCUGAACAAGAUAGACCUAAGCUAUUACGGAAAACCUCAAAGUUUGUGGAAGAUUCUUCCGUGGUUUUCCAUUAACUAAAGCAAAAAGUGUAUCCUCAAAGGUGAAAAAGCACCAUCAACUUAAACUUAAUUCACUGAAGAUGGGAAAAUGUGACUUGAUACUUUUGUUGCCACAGUUUUUUAAAAACAUCUUUUUAGAAAUAAUUACGGUGGCCCAUAUAUGCAAUGCCAGAUAUUUUUUUCCAGUGCACACUGAGAAAUACAUUUGUGCACUGAGAAAUGUAUGUUGUGCACUGGAGAAAAAUAUUUGUGCAUUGCAUAUAUGGGCCACGGUAAAUAAUAUAAUAAUCAUAAUAAUAACGAUUAUUUAUUUUAGAAACUAGACAGUACCCGGUUUUCGCUUCCACUGGUGCAAAUUCGACAACAACAACAACAACAACAACAACAACAACAAUCUUUAUUUGUACUCACUCUUGCUCAAACAUAAAUUACGACAAUGAAAAUAUUAAAAGUAAAAAUUAGGGUACCGAGAAUCUUAUUUCUGACGAAACAAGAUACAUGCAACCUUUCGUUCAAAAUGAUUAUCAACCGUUAGGAUUGAUAAUUAGAAGACUAUUAGACAACUUACGAUUUGACCAUUAGAGUGCUGUUUAUUAAAUCCCUAAGUAACAUAAUUACGAUACAGUUGUAAAAAAGUAAUCAGUUUUCGCAUUUUUAAGAUUGUUUUUAUUAUAUUUGUCCAGAAUUUGGCUAAAUUAAUUACCCUGAUCAACCAUUCGCAAUCAAAUUUUGAUUUACGAACCUCGUGAUGUAAAUGCAUCACGCGCGAACUCAUUAAAAUUCUCUUAUUUAAAUUUGAUCACGUUUUUGGUUUACAUGAUAGGUGGGGUGACUCGCCUAGGGUUACCUACCUGGGGUCCCCCACCUUCACGUAAACAGGCCCUAAAUUUGAUUAACUUCAACUUUCUCUUCGAAAUAGCUAAAGUUUACGCGCAAUAUAUUUAGCAAAUUACAGUGUUCACUCGCAAGCAAAUAAUCGAUGAAUACUUUCUAGCCAGCGUUUGUUUAGAAAUGCAGCUGCUAGCGGAACCAUAUAUCGAAGCAGAGUGGAAUUUGAGCACCCUGUCUUGAAAAACAGAACCCAAGAAGGGGGCUUUUUAAUUAUGUACAUGUUACUUCUUGUAUUGCAUCUUAUUAGUAGUUUAGAGUCAAUAAGAGUCUGUGGAUGACUGUUAGGACGGCUGCUGAUAAACACUUAAAAGUCACUGAGACCUUACCUUUUUUCUCAGUUUAUUUGGCUAGUAAUACUGUUAAUUAAGCUGUUCAGGAGGGCUCUAACUUCCGAGAUUAGGUAAGUCAGGGCCUGUUUACAUGGAGGUGGGAGACCCUCAGGUAGGUGAGGUAACAUAUGGCGGGUCACCCCACCCAACAUGUGAACGUGAUCAAAUUAAAAUGAGAGACUAUAUGGACAGGCGGGUUACCCCACCUAAGCGGGUUACCUCACCUACCUGGGGUCUUUCAUCUCCAUGUAAACAGGCCCUAAGUGUGACCAUUCAAAUGAAAAUCACUUAGCAGGGAAAUGGGUCAUUCAUUUCGAGCAGUGCAAGGCUCAGAAGGUGCCUCGCCCAGCGUACUCUCUGAGUAGCCUAUAUGAAUAGGCUCCAGGAGUAAGCAAGUGAGGGAAAUGUCCUGUCCUCGCCUUGUGCCCUGUAGCCUUCUCUUAGUGAUAUACUCUACAUUUGAAAUUGUAUUUGACCACAGCAUUUGCAUUCACUAUUAAUUAAAGUAGCAUUGCCUGGCAACCCUAAAAUGCACCCUGACGUCACAACUUGACAUCGUCAACUGCGGACACUCAAGAGAUCAAUAGAAAUAUUCGCAACGCGAGUUUCUGGCUUGCUGUGUGAUCAAAAGUAUGCAUUGAUUAUGUGCUUGCGAGUGAAGACUAUAAUUCGCUUACUAAAUUUGUCGCGUGUUGAUCGCCGCCUCUUUGCCAAUCAGGUUUUUCAUACAACUGGAUUUAUCAAAUUAAAAACGCUACCGUAGAAAUAAACCAAAGGAACUUUCUUCCUAUCAAUAUAACCCGAGUCUUGGAAGCUAUCGCAAAUGUCAUUCACUCGCCUCAUGUGAUCACAUGA